Messenger RNA from Aegilops tauschii subsp. strangulata, 2217 nucleotides. RefSeq names its product rust resistance kinase Lr10-like. The record is from RefSeq and is a predicted model, not a curated record. Gene Ontology annotation, molecular function: protein kinase activity; ATP binding. Lineage: Eukaryota; Viridiplantae; Streptophyta; Magnoliopsida; Poales; Poaceae. Gene Ontology annotation, biological process: protein phosphorylation.
CUGGACAGUGGACUGAACCAAGUCUGCAAUCACACUAAAACCACAAGAGCAUGGCUACAAUUGAAACGCUCUCCUCGUCCUUUCCUUUUGCACUUCUUCUUCUUCCUCUUUGCACCAUCUUGGUACAGCAGUACAGAAAGAUGAGUAAAUUACUUGUCAUAGUCCUCCUGCUGCUGCCUCUGAUCAACCACGGAAUCUUCUUGGCCACGGCAUGGGAUGAUCAAGAUUUCUUCAAAUACUACCCACCGUCCCAGUGCAGCCAACAUGGCCCAGAGAUCAGGUAUCCUCUCUGCCUUGAAUCCAGCACCGAUGGAUUAAUCAGGAAGUUAGCAUGCUCUGGUCAAGACACCAUCCUAGUCCACCCAGUUCUUGGCCCAUACAAUGUCAGCGCCAUAGAUUACAAGCGUUCUUCCAUGAACAUCACCCCACUUGUAGACCCCUGUUUCGUGCUACAGCAGAAGCUUAUCAUCUCUAGAAGCUCAUCGUCUCCACAGGCUGAUGUUAUCAACGAUGAGAUGCCAGAUCUUAACCUAUGGAAUUCUUCCUUAGUACGUUGUUUAAGAGAGUUUGCACCUGGUGCUGCCAAUGCGAUUGCUGGCCCAGUCUCCUGCCUUAGCAACACAACCCACUUCUUGUAUUUGGUGAAUGGUUAUGAAGACAUGUCUCUUCUUCCGUUGGACUGCAAGGUCAUCCCACUCUCAGAUGGUGUCGGUGGCGGUCUGAUGCCCAUGUAUGAGUUUGACACACCAAUGUCAGACAAGCUCCCAAUAUCCUUCAAGGAAAGCGCAGAAAGAAUGCUCAGUUUUGCUGAGACGACAGUGUAUUGGUAUGGUUCUUACUAUUGCGUACACUGUGAACGCAGUGGGGGACGCUGUGCGUUCAGCUCACAAAGGGAUAGACAAUUCUGCAUGCGCGGCCCACAUGGUUCACGUAUCAAAGUCAUUGCAGCUACAUCAUCAGCGGCUGCAUUUGUUGUUCUUUUGUUGACGGUGGCCACUGUGCUUUAUCUUUCACUCAAGACAAGAUAUAACGCGGAGAUACAUUUGAAGGUUGAAAUGUUUCUCAAGACAUAUGGAACAUCAAAACCGACAAGGUACACUUUCUCCGAAGUUAAGAAGAUGGCAAGACGGUUUAAGGAAAAAGUGGGACAGGGAGGAUUUGGAAGUGUGUACAAAGGCGAGCUACCAAAUGGAGUGCCUGUGGCAGUCAAGAUGCUAGAGAACUCUACAGGAGAGGGAGAAGCAUUCAUCAAUGAAGUUGCAACCAUCGGACUAAUCCACCAUGCCAAUAUUGUCCGCCUCCUGGGAUUUUGUUCUGAAGGAAUGAGACGGGCUCUUAUUUAUGAAUUCAUGCCUAAUGAGUCAUUGGAGAAAUACAUAUUCUCUGAUGACCCUAAUAUUUUUCAGAAUCUUCUAGUACCAGACAAGCUGCAAGAUAUUGCUUUAGGCAUUGCCAGAGGAAUGGAGUACUUACAUCAAGGGUGCAACCAGUGGAUCCUACACUUUGACAUCAAGCCUCACAAUAUCCUGUUGGACUACAACUUCAAUCCAAAGAUCUCAGACUUUGGCCUUGCCAAAUUGUGCACAAGAGACCAAAGCAUCGUCACCUUAACAGCAGCAAGAGGCACAAUGGGGUACAUUGCACCAGAGCUAUACUCUCGGAACUUUGGGGGAGUGUCGUACAAGUCAGACGUGUACAGUUUCGGAAUGCUAGUGCUAGAAAUGGUGAGCGGAAGGAGGAACUUAGACCCAAGUACUGAGAGCCAGAACGAUGUUUACCUCCCAGAGUGGAUCUACGAGAAAGUGAUCAAUGGGGAGGAGUUGGCUAUUACAUUGGAAGCAACUCAAGAAGAGAAAGAAAAAAUGAGGAAGCUGGCAAUUGUGGCACUGUGGUGUAUCCAGUGGAACCCAAGAAACCGGCCGUCGAUGACAAAGGUUGUGAACAUGUUAACAGGGAGGUUGCAGAGUCUGCAGAUGCCCCAAAGCCUUUCGUCUCAUCUGAAAACGAACUCAUGCCAUAAAUCAAAAGAGGGACAACAUUCAAUGUUGUAUUGUACCACUACUUUGUCUACGCGUGCGUUGCAAUAGCACCCACUGUGUUUUGAUGCUUUCAGUCCAUUAGGUCUGAAAAUGUAUGAAUAAUCACUGGCCACUACCAUGUAAUGGUACUACUAGUUGUCUGUAAGAUAAACAAUUUGCCAUUGGCCGUUACUUUCAA